AUGAAGAUGGGAGGAACCUGGCUGGCUCUGCCUGUUGGACACUUGCUGGCCCUGGGACACAGGCACUUGUCAACCAAAUGGAGACAAAUGAUGGAUUUCAGGAAGUUCAGGCUGUUUGUUUGCCUGGUAGGGCUCAGCUGUGUAAGCUUCUGUGUCUUUUAUACCUGGACCGAAUUCUGUGUGUUCUGUGAAAACAGCCAAGAUUACAUUUUCCCCAUAGAGACUUUCAGGAGACUUGAAGGAAGCUUCUCACAGCUUCCAGACAUAGACUGCCACAAGAACCCUCCUUUCCUUGUCCUGCUGGUGGCAUCCUCGUGCCACCACGUGGAUGCCAGGAUGGCCAUCCGGCAGACCUGGGGCAAGGAGAGAACAGUCUUUGGGAAGCGCUUGGUGACAUAUUUCCUCCUGGGAAGCACUGUGAAUCCCAGCCAGCAGGCUGACAUUGCUGCUGAAAGCCAAAAGUACAAAGACAUCAUCCAGAAGAACUUUACAGACACCUAUUACAAUUUGACUUUGAAGACCAUGAUGGGGAUUGAAUGGAUUCACAGGUUUUGCUCCCAGUCCAGCUUCGUGAUGAAAACCGACACAGAUGUGUUUGUCAAUGUUUUUUACCUCACUGAGCUGCUUCUAAGGAAAAAGAAGACCACUGGAUUCUUCACAGGCUUUUUAAAGCUGCAUGAGUACCCCAUAAGGAAAAGAGGGAGCAAGUGGUAUGUGAGUAGAGAAGAGUAUCCAGGAAAGACCUACCCACCGUUUUGCUCCGGGACUGGCUAUGUGUUAUCCACCGAUGUUGCUAGUCAGAUCUAUAAUGUUUCUGAGAGUGUAUCAUUCAUUAAACUGGAGGAUGUAUUCAUAGGGCUGUGCCUUGCCAAAUUAAAAAUUCAGCUGGAGGAGCUUCAUUCAGAGCAGACAUUUUUCCCAGAAAGGAUUAAGUUCUCUGUUUCUCGCUUUAAGAGAAUCGUGAUGUGCCAUGAAGUAGAACCAGCUGAGCAGCUGAGCUACUGGAAUCACUUAGUGGCAGAAAAUCAUGGAGGAGUGCUCUAG
Messenger RNA from Acanthisitta chloris (rifleman), 1044 nucleotides. It is a transcript of the gene B3GALT5, whose product is annotated as UDP-Gal:betaGlcNAc beta 1,3-galactosyltransferase, polypeptide 5. Lineage: Eukaryota; Metazoa; Chordata; Aves; Passeriformes; Acanthisittidae. The record is from RefSeq and is a predicted model, not a curated record. Gene Ontology annotation, molecular function: N-acetyl-beta-D-glucosaminide beta-(1,3)-galactosyltransferase activity. The transcript is spliced from 2 exons. Bases 1 to 1044 code for a protein of 347 amino acids. Gene Ontology annotation, cellular component: membrane.